Molecule: messenger RNA, 5019 nt
Organism: Crotalus tigris (Tiger rattlesnake)
Lineage: Eukaryota; Metazoa; Chordata; Lepidosauria; Squamata; Viperidae
Gene: LRRN4
Product: leucine rich repeat neuronal 4
Exons: 4
Coding region: 1562-3856 (764 amino acids)
Cellular component (GO): extracellular matrix
Molecular function (GO): protein binding
Source: RefSeq, a predicted model, not a curated record
GCCAGGAUGUUUCCCCUUGUUCCAGAGUAGGGUGGUGGUCAAGAUCUAAUCUGGCUAAAUGAAAGAGGAGAUUGACUCAGGUGGAGCUGACAAUAGGGCUGCAAAGGUGAGGUCUUCUCGCUUCCACCUUAAAGGGGAGUUCUGCAAGUGUGUCCCAUCUUCUCUUGCUCCAGGCAAGUGGCUGAAUGUUACUGGCAUUGUUCUCGGCCUCGUGUCCCGCAGAAGGACUGAGGCUUGCUUUUUGAACAAGAAGCCUGGUGAGAUAGUUGAUAUUGAACUUUCAGACGCAGGCCUCAUCCACAAGAUUUGUUUCAGUAGAGACAAAGUCCGAUUUUCAGAACAUUGCGAAGGGGGAUGCAAAAUCAACCUUUGGGGCUGGUGGCAAAUUUGUGGCUGCCGGCUGCUGGAGGCUGUGCGGCAUUGCUGUUGAACAACAACCAUCCCUUUGGUGUUGGUAGAAUGUGUUGUUGACUUUACAACAGUCAAUACAUUGAUAAAACAUCUAAAAUGUAUUUAUUCCAGUGCACACAAAACAAGCUGCCUGCCUUUUUCAAUUUAAGAGAAUUUACUUUAGAAAUGGAGACCUGGGGGGGGUGCUCUUAUACUUAUAUAUGUAUGAUUGGCCAGCCACAUUGGAUAAUCCUCUUUUCAGCAGUUUACCAUCUUGCUGGAUUUCUGUACUGCCAUUAAAACCCCAAAGAAAGCAUUAGGAGAGUAUUGCUUUUACUUUAUGAUGUGUGGAUGUUUCAGAAUGAAGAAAGGAUGUGCAGAUAUACAAAGAAUAAGCCAGCUGUAAUCCAUGCCGCCACCUUCAACUAUAAAGUUUGCUCAAAUUUGCAAAAGAAUGUAAAAGUUUAUGAGCUCCCAAGAACAGAGUAAAAAAACAAAAAGCCUUUUUCCAAAGAAGGGAAACUUUUGAGAAAUUGCAAGGCAGGUUUAACCUUAUUAAAUAGUACAGCAAAGUCAGUUGCAUUCCCUAGAACAUACUUAUAAAUGGAUAGUCAUAUAUAGUAUGUGUCUGUACAUAGUCUGACUGAAGAGAGAGUAACUAAUUGGAUAAAUAGUGGAUAAGUCAGUUUGGUGAUGGUCUAGAAACGAGGAGCCCAUGAAUUCUAGUCCUGCAUGAAAGCCAGCUGGUUGAAUUUGAACCAGGCAGUCUCUUCUUUCCCUUUUGUUUAGUUACAUACAUGUAAAUGUAUGUAUGAAGAUGUAGGGUGAUUCAAUGCACCCUCACGUGGUGAUUAUAGGAAAAAUAGGAGGGAGGAGUAUUGUGUAUGUUCACCGCCUUGAUCUAUUUAUAAAAGUAAUAAAGGCAGGAUAAAACAAAUAAAUCUGCCAGUUAAGAGAGCCUCUGGAUUUCAAGACCAAAUCCAACUGCAUUUUUUUCGUCUUCCCACUAUAAGGUCAGGUUCUUAUGAUAUUUUAAUGAAUAGACAUUGUAAAAUAGAAGGUAAUUCUAUGGGAAAUAACUUUUGGUAGCACUCAGUAUUGUUUUCCUCCCUUAGCCUAUCCUUUGAAAACAGCUCCAUCUUUAUACCCAGGGUGCUUUUAAAGGAUCACAAUGUCCAGCUUCCUGGCCUGUGUAGUUUUGCUUGUCAGAAUCAUCAGUGCUAAGCCCACAGAGAAGGCAACUCCUACCAUACCAGAAGAUGUCAAAGCCCCAUUCCAGCAGGUUCAGCACAGUGUCUGGGAGGAAAACAUAAAUCUUACUAGCUUGCCUUGUGGGGAGCUGAAGAACCAGACAUCAAUCAUCUUGCAUAUGCAGAAUCAAAAUCUCACUUCCUUCCCUGAAUGUCUGCCAGAGCUUCUGGAACAUCUGGAUAUGAGUCUCAAUCUUUUGCCAGAACUAAAUGGCCAAGAUGUGGCUUAUUUGCCCAAACUGCGAAUCCUCUCCUUGAGAGAAAAUCAGAUCCACAGGGUGAUAUGGGGGACUGGAAACCUCAGUAGUCUUCAGUUUGUGGAUCUGAGCUUCAAUUUGCUCUCAAUUGUACCUGCCUGCGUUACUUCUUUGGACAAUCUGAGGUGGUUGUCUCUAGCGGGAAACCCUAUCAGAGAGAUCCAGCCGUUCGCUUUCUCCUGCUAUCCUCAGCUGCAUUUCCUGAAUUUGUCGUCCACGUGGCUGGGAAAAGAUGGGAAAAUGGGAAUUCUGGAAUCUGCUUUUGCAAUGAACUUGUCCCGCCACCCAGAGUCCACUGAAGAAGCCAGAAAAGCUCCGAUCGGUGUCCUGGACCUCAGCGCAACCUUCCUGGAGAGGAUUCACGAGGACUGGAUCAAAGAUCUGCCUCAGCUCACCUCCUUCUAUCUAACACAAAUGCCUAAACUAAGAAGACUGGAUCCAGCUGUUUUCCGCGAUGUGCCCAUGCUAAGAGAAUUGAACUGCCAAGAUUCCCAUGCACUGAGUCUAGUGGAAACCGAGUCAUUCCAUCACAUACCUCGUGUGGCCUUCCUAAUAUUUAAAAACUGUAACUUGAACACCUUCAGCCCAUGGAAUCUUACUUCAUCGCACACCCUUUCUGUCAACCUCUAUGGAAAUCCUUUGGUUUGUCAUUGUGCAAUUUCUUGGUUGUUCUCAAACCCUGACACAGUAGUUCUGCAGAGGGCAUCAGAAACCAUGUGCUAUUUUUCUCCAGAAGAUAAAGAAACAUCUUCAUCUAUGCUGUUAUCCAAGCUUUAUGAUAAGUGUCAAGCUCAGACAACCACACAUUCAGCCUCAUCUUUGGUUCAAGGUAAACUUUACCACACCCUUACCAGCAUCGCUACAGAAAUAUUAGCCAACUCCAGUACUUUGCCUCAAAAGUCUCUCAGCGAUUCCUUCACCCCUCAAAGCACAUCUUUUACCUGGAGAGAUUUAACGUGGAAGGAUCCAAGUAAGGCAGACAUUCUUGCUUAUAAAGAGCAUGCAGGUCAUAGAUCUACUAAUCAACCAUUGACUGUUGUACCUCUGACAACAGAGUUCUCAACAAUCAUGGGAAAACUCUCUGCUGAGCAACCUGUAGUGAGCACAACUGAAAUGAAUAAAAGGGAACAAGAUAUCAUAACACUGCACCAGUCUACUUUGUACAGUUUUACCACUGAAGUGACAGGAACAUCUUCCUCCGAAGUUUCCAGUGAUUUGUUCAUUUCAUACAGAAGCACAGAUUCAAAUGAGAAUGAUCUAUCCCUUCAGGAUCCCACCAAAUCUACCGCCUUCUCAAACCUUGCAUCUACUAAUAGUCUACCAGAUUAUACAGAUGACUAUGACUAUGAAAACCAGCAAGUGGCAUCUGUAGCCCAGACCAUGGAUUUGUGUGAUUAUGAUCCAUGCAGGCAUCUCCAGAAGCCUUGUGUUGACCUCCAAAAGUUGUCUUCCUGCCUGUGCCCAGGCAUGUCGGAUGAAUUCACCAUCCCAGAUCCUCCAAGAUUUCAUGAAGUAUCUGAAAUGAGGGACACUUCAGCCCAGAUCCAUUGGUGUUCCCCAAAUUCUGCAGUAAGAUUCUAUCAGCUUGCCUACCGUCCUAAAGGCAGCAAAAAGAAUUACACAAAUUCUGGAGAGAUUUAUGCCACUGCUAGGCGAUACACUCUUUAUAACCUUCUGCCUGGUUCCACCUACCAAGUAUGCAUAAUUGCUUGGAACAAGGCAGGAUCAAGCCACACUGCAGCCUGGAAUGAGCAUAACGCUCCAUGUAGCACCUUUGUAACAAAGUCCAGCUACACAUCUAUCUUUGCGGCUCUGUGUGCAACAAGUGGGAUCUUUCUCAUAGCUACCAUAUUACUGUCAGUAUGCCUGUGCAAAAAAUAUAAGACACCGCACAUAGAGCAAUAUAACACACAUCUAGUAUCUUAUAAAAAUCCUGCUUUUGAUUAUUCCAUAAAAUAAAUCCAGGCAAUGAGACUGGCAAAUAUAGGCCAUCGUUGUAAACUGUUUACCCACUGUGAUGAUUUUUCCCCCCAAUUGUUUUGCUUUAGUAUUGCUUUCUCAUUGUGAAAUUUCCUCUCCCAAUUGAAGUGAUCAGAAAUUAUUUUUCAAUAUUUAAAACAAUGGAAAAAUAUCGAACAACUACCACAAAUCCUCAAAAUUUAGACUAUUUUUAGGAGGAAGGACUUAAAUUCAGCAUUUAAUCCAAUUAGCAGAAACUUCAGACUUGUCAGUAGGAAUGAGAAACUGAUUUUUCCCUGUCUUCUUGAAGCCGCUACUGUGCCUGUCCUUUGGGAGAUUUCCUCAGCUCUCCAGAGUGGACAUGAUGGAAGACUAUUAAACGAUCGUGGCCCAGAUCCAUUGGAUAUGAACAUUUUCUUUAAGAUUGAUUUUUCAGGAUAGCUUAAUAUGAGUACCAGACAGUUACAAUGUUGGAGUGAGAAAGCUCAUCCAAGGACAUAAAAAUACCACUUACGCUACGUAUUUCAUGGAAACCAAGAACUUUCAUCCCUUCCCAUCUUUCCCUAUUAGUGUCAGGCUGGAUUUUAUACUCAUAACAACCUAUUUCUGCUGUGGAAAGUGCCUCCGAGCCACAUUUGCAUAAAUCCAACUAUAUUUCCUUGACUCCACAGAGGAUGUUUUUGAGCAGUGACACCUAAGCAUGCUGCCAAGGGAGGAUGGGAUAUCAUUAUGAAAAUAUUUGGCAUCACAGCUUGAGGACAAACUGAGGACAAAAUGUUGAGAGAUUUUAACAGCUGAAAGAAGUUGUUUCUUUCACUUGGAAGUGUUACUGUUUCCAUGCUCUGCCUAUUUACUGUAAGUAGAUAGUAGAUCUUACUUUUCCUGAUCAGAUCUGAUCUGUUGUCAAUAGUGUAUUCUGUCUGCUGGGAUCAGGAUCCAAAAUGCAAAUUUAGGUCCAUCCGAAGACCUGAGGAUGCUGAAUGUCACACGUUAUAGGUGAAACCAGAAAAGAAACCCACGGAGAAUGAUUAAUCAGAUAGGUAUACAGGUAGUCCUCAACUCACAAACAUUUGUUUAGUGACCAUUGGAAGGUACAACAGCACCGAAAAAAGUGACAUGAAUGUUUUCUACACAACCAUUGCAGUAUCCCUAUGUUGGGUAGG